Humulus lupulus (European hop) is the source of this 399-nucleotide messenger RNA. RefSeq lists its product as uncharacterized. Bases 1 to 399 code for a protein of 132 amino acids. Lineage: Eukaryota; Viridiplantae; Streptophyta; Magnoliopsida; Rosales; Cannabaceae. The record is from RefSeq and is a predicted model, not a curated record. Gene Ontology annotation, molecular function: zinc ion binding. The transcript has a single exon.
AUGAAUGUCUAUGCCCUUGGCCAAUUUGAGUCUCAUGUAACUGGUGCAGACGGUGAUGUUGAUGUGAAGUUGAUGAUAAAAUCAUGCUCAUGUGGGGUAUUCCAUCUCAAAGGCAUACCUUGUCCCCAUGCAGCUGCAGUAGCUAUAGAGCGUGGGGUGAACCUUUACUCUUUGUGUUCACCGUUUUACACCAUUAAGUCAUGGAUGAAUUCAUACAAAGAAACCAUUUACCCAACUGGGAACGAGGAUGAUUGGAUACUUCCAAAUGACAUUAAGAAUAUGUUAGUUGGUGUACCCGUAGAGAAACAACAAGUUGGUCAUCUAAAGAAGCCAAAGCUAGGAAGACUAAUGACAAAUCGCUGGCCAUUUGGCAAGGAAAAAGAUGUGAAAAUAUGUUAG